AUGAAAUACGACGGAAUCAUUGCCAUAUUAUUCAUCAGUGGUUUUAUUAGUCCAAUAACGGGCGGAAUAAAGUCAGUUAAUUAUGACAUCGAUUCCCUCAUGGCACCAUGUGUUUUGAGACUUUGUGAAAAAUAUUUUAAAUCAGAACGCACUCUCACUGGAUCAUUAGUUAUAAUUAAUUUAGUAUCCAAUCCGAGUGUGGUUCAAGCUCGAAUAUUACAAAGCUUCAAUGAAGACAAAGGCCAUAAUAUUGCUGUAAUGGUUAAAGACUCAAAGAAACCACAUCGCUCAUCACGUGUUCAAGAAAAAGCACAAAAUUAUUUUAUGUUACUUCAACAUUUCGAUGAAUUUGAGGCGACUCUAAAUCAACUAAAGGCAUUGCCAACAUGGAAUCCGCUUGCACAAUUUGUUGUUCAAUUUACGAUUUCAUUUGAAGAUGAAAAGUUGCAAGCGGAAUGGAUUGAGAGACUUUUUACUGAACUUUUAUCAAACGAUGCUUUAAAGGUCAAUGCUAUGUAUCAAUUUAAGAACGAUACAGAAAGGAUUGGAGUUAUUACAUGGUUUCCUUACCAUAACUUAAGCUGUCCAGCAACAGUAGAGAUUAUUCGGAAAAUCGAAGAAUGUUAUGUUGUAAGUUUGAUCAACGAGACAACAGGUCAACAGGAGAAAGAUUACAAAAUAGAAUCAUUUAAUCAAGACUUAUAUCCAUUGAUACCAAAGAAGCUUCAUCGUUGCAAAAUGCAAGUCUCUGCUGUCGUGUGGGAACCAUUUGUUGUUGCAACUGAAGAAGACCAUGGUUAUGACGAUGAUGUUGUAAUUGAGAAAGGAUUGGAAGUUCUCAUGUUGAAAACCAUCACUGAUGGGAUGGAUUUGAAUCUCACAUUUCAGGCAAUUAAUAAGGAUAGAGCUACUCGGACGAUUACUGAGAAUAACAAGACUGGAUUGUACUCGAGUAUUUUGAGAAGGCGAGCUGAUUUAAUGAUUGGAGGACUUUUUGAGAAUCAAAUUUCCAGAAAUCUCUUAUCGUCAUCAAUUCCAUAUUAUCAAGAUGACAUUACAUGGUGUGUAUCAAAGGCUGGUCUGCAACCAAAAUGGUUAAACGUUUUCAUCAUUUUUAAUUAUAAAACGUGGAUAGCAUUAAUCUUAACUUUAUUCAUAACAUCAGCAGUACUCUUUAUUUUUGUUCGCAUUGAAGGAAAUUACCGAGAAAAUUACGCGUGGGCAUUUCUCAUCAUGUUUUCCGUCUCAACAGGUCAAUAUGCUCAUUACCAGCCAAUCAGAUUUGGACUGAAAAUUUUCUUUGUCGGUUUCUUCUUUUUCGGUCUUCAUAUUUCUACUGCAUAUCACAGUUAUCUCAUAAAUGUCCUGACUAAUCCGCGUUAUUUGACUCAAAUUGAUUCGCUUACGGAUGCGAUGAAAACAAACAUGACAUUUAAGGCAGCGGAAAAUGCGAAAGAAUUCUUUCAGAAAAAUGAUUCGACUUCGCAGUAUUUAUUAAAAAAUUACGUCAUCUGUAAAAAACUUGAUGAUUGCUUCAUGGACAUCGUUAAAGAUAAAUCGAAAGCAGUUGCAAUUUCACGCUCGCAUGCUUUAAAUAAUCCACUACAAUUGAAAGAUUCAAUUGACUUUUCAUGCUUUCCGGUCCAAGAGAAUGUCGUCAUUUAUUCCGUUGUUAUGCUGUUCAGAAAAUUUCAUCAUUUAUUGCCAAUGAUUAAUGAGAAAAUUCGAACAAUUGCUGAAUCGGGUUUGCUGUCCAAAUGGGAAAUGGAUAGCGUGAAAACAUCAAACGAACAAGACACAUCGUCAGGUGGUGGUCACGGAUCAAUACAAAUUAAAUUGGCGCUGGAGCAUGUUGAGGGCGCAUUUAUAUUGGAGAUGAUUGGACUAUUACUUUCACUAGCUGUAUUUGUCUGUGAGUAUUAUGUUCAUUGGUUUGUUAAGAGUAACAAGCUCGUGGAAGUAAAGAAAAUAAUAGAAGAGAAGCUUUGUAAUACGAAAUGGAAGUUUUAUAAAAAUAAAUAA
Molecule: messenger RNA, 2022 nt
Organism: Chironomus riparius
Lineage: Eukaryota; Metazoa; Arthropoda; Insecta; Diptera; Chironomidae
Source: the annotation of a GenBank genome assembly